AGUUCUGGCUCGGUUACCUUAGACAAGCUCCAGCACACGGCCGCGCCAGUCGUACGGACGCGCACCAACGAAGAAACGGGCAGGCUCUCGCGUCACUAACCCGCUGCGCACUAUCAUCACAUUAUCAUCGGCAUCAGCCCGUGGCUUUCCGGCAACAUUGUGCGGCUUAGUUUACACAACGCAGUGUUUAUGCUCCGAUCGUACUACGUACGAAAUAGUUUCCGAUAUCGAUAACGAUUGCCGAAGAUCCACCAGCUCGAAGGUCGUAGUCGCGCACAGUGAGGGUGGUUUUAGGGUGUGAGAAAAAAAAACCGCGUUGAUUGUGGUGCCAUGUGAUAGUGAAAAUACGCUUCCGUCAGUGUUGGUGUGAGUCAUAAUUCAACCCCCUAGUUGUCUGUCUGCCGGAACGCCACCGCGGUGGUGGUUGUGAGGAAAGAUAAUUAGCGCAUUAGGUGCGAUAAAGCAGUGUCCACGCGUCUCCAGCUCUAGUGUGAGUGUGAGUGACCGAAAAACCGUUUUGCUCCGCGGUAGUGACGCCUGGUGCGGAUUAGUGCAGCGAUGAGAAGCGAUAUGCGCCGACCCAGUCUGGAUGGUCGCACUAGCGACGAAGACACUCCGCUGUUGGCACCGUCCAGACCAACAUCUAUGGCUGCCUCAUCUUCAGCAACAGCAGCACCACCAGCAGCAACGGCCGCUUCAUCCACCUGCUCGUCGAGCGGAGCGAUAGUGUCCAGCGUGUCCGAUCGAUUCUGUACAUUCGAACCGAUACUGGUACUGCUCUGCUUCGGGCUCAGCGUGUCAGGCGUGGUGCUUGCGGACCAAAUUAUCUAUCAAUCGUGCGUCGUUACGCUCGGCUAUGACCGUGCGCUCUGUGCCCAGCUGGGCACCAAAAGUAACUCCACCGAUGUGGCCCAGCUCGAAACGAUUGUGCAACCGUACGCGGCCAAGAUCACGAUGGUGAACACGAUCCUGAUGUCGGUGCUGCCCGCGCUCUGCGCCCUCUUCAUGGGACCAUGGUCGGACAAGUUUGGCCGCAAGCCGGCCAUGAUUGUUCCGUCGGUGGGGUUCAUCACGACGUAUGUCAUGAUCGGUAUACUGUCGCUCCUAUCGAAGCACUUCCUGGUGGAUCCUUGGUGUUACGUGGUGGCGCACAUACCGGCCGCAGUGCUCGGUGGUAGCACCGUGCUGAUGGCGGCCAUUUUCAGCUACCUGACCGAUACGACGACGGAGGACAAUCGGACCGUGCGGAUAGGCAUCCUGCAGGCGUGUACCAUGCUCGGUGCGUUCGUGGGGCUGUUGUCGAGCAGCUUCAUCCUGCAGUGGACCAAUGUGCCCACCAUGUUCUUCCUGUCGGCUGGUACCGUUUCCGCCAGCUGUGCCUUUCUGUACUUCUGUCUCGAGGAUAGCAUCAAACCGGACGCAAGCAUGGUCCAUCGGCAGGUGCGAGAAAUCUUCCGAUUAAGCCACUUGCGCGAGUUGCUUCGAACGUUCUUUAAGAAACGAUCCUCGUACGAUCGAGGCAUCGUAUGGCUGACGAUCUCGAUCGGUGUGAUAACGGUGCUCGGAGCAGGUGGUGGCACCGUGUUCUUCCUCUACACGCGACGCCGCUUUGGCUGGACGAUACAGGAGUUUACCAUCUGGCAGGCGGUGGAGUUGUUAUCUAUAGUGGCUGGCAAUGUGAUCGGUAUAUCGGUGCUCAAGACGCUACUCAAGCUACCGGAUAUCUGGUUGGCUCUGCUUUCCGUACUCAACUAUUCGCUCGAUGCGCUCAUCAAGGGUCUCGCGCGCCAAGGAUGGGAACUGUUUCUGGCCACCGGAAUUACACCGCUGAAAGCCACCGAAGGCGCCGCCCUGAUGGCCAUCUGUUCGUCUAUAAUACCGUCGAGUGAAAUUGCCAAGUUUUACUCGAUAGCGAUGGCCAUGACGAACACCGUUUCGUUGGCCUCUGCGCCUCUGUUUACCUACAUCUACAAUGCGACCGUUGCAACGUCUCCGCAGGUGUUUAACUUCGUGUCGUCAGGAAUAUUUUCGCUGAACGUCGUGCUGGUGGGAGUCAUUGCGGUGUUGCUGCGUAAGCGAAGGAAAGCUCAGGUUGAUCCGCUGUUUACACAAGAUAGCGAAAUAUUAACGUGAAAAACGUGAACGCGCCCCGGCGCGCCAUGUGUCCCCGGAAUGUUCCUAGUCAUGAUAAUAAAUAAUGGUUAGUGUACGUCAUGUUUUUACAAAUGUGAUGUGUAUGUAAGUAUUAAAAUCGAGAGCGUCGCGUGUGUAUGCAUACUUCCGUUUCUAAGUUGUUAGAAUGUUAACAAAGGCGUUAGAUUAAACAAAUUUAAGGAAGCAGAUGUGUACAAAUAAAUUCAAGCCUUUUGUGUAAGUCAA
Messenger RNA from Anopheles stephensi (Asian malaria mosquito), 2379 nucleotides. RefSeq names its product proton-coupled folate transporter-like. NCBI's taxonomy places the organism in Eukaryota, Metazoa, Arthropoda, Insecta, Diptera, Culicidae. Gene Ontology annotation, molecular function: transmembrane transporter activity. Bases 559 to 2133 code for a protein of 524 amino acids. Gene Ontology annotation, cellular component: membrane. Gene Ontology annotation, biological process: transmembrane transport. The record is from RefSeq and is a predicted model, not a curated record. The transcript has 4 exons.